Messenger RNA from Cyphellophora europaea CBS 101466, 1737 nucleotides. RefSeq lists its product as uncharacterized. The record is from RefSeq and is a predicted model, not a curated record. NCBI's taxonomy places the organism in Eukaryota, Fungi, Ascomycota, Eurotiomycetes, Chaetothyriales, Cyphellophoraceae. Gene Ontology annotation, molecular function: ATP binding; RNA binding; RNA helicase activity. Gene Ontology annotation, cellular component: nucleus. The coding region runs from base 1 to 1737 and encodes 578 amino acids. The transcript has 6 exons.
AUGUCCUUCGACACCGCCGACAUGGCCUCGGCUUUGCCCCAGGUCACCAACGGGACCAAGGCUGGGGCCAACGGUCCUAUCAAGGAUCAGCAAGCCUUCGACAAGGCCCGUGAGCAGGGCUGGGUCGCCCCUGAAGCCUACAACUACGAUACCUCUGCCAACAAGGUCGCCAACAACAUCGCUGACUCGCAGCCUACCCCUGGUGAGCAGUACAACGCUCCCAAGUGGGCUCACGAGGCUGCUAAGUACGAGUGGCGCGACGAGUAUGGUGAUGUCGGCCCUAAGUUCAAGGAGCUAGAGGACCAGCUGUUCCAUGGCCAGCACAUCAUGCGCAAGGGUGACAACUACGACGAGCUUACCACCAUCAAGGUUGUCGCUGAAGCCACUGAGCGUCCUGCGCCUAUCACUGACUUCCACUCCGCCGGCUUGCACCCCGUCAUGGUCGAGAACAUCGAUCUCUGCAACUACGAGAACCCUACUCCUAUCCAGGCCUACACUAUUCCCGCCAUCAUGAAGGGCUACGAUGUCAUUGCCACUGCUCAGACCGGCUCAGGCAAGACCGCGGCCUACCUCAUUCCCGCGUUGUCAAAGCUCAUGGGUAAGGCCAAGAAGUUGGCUGCGGCUCGUCCUAACCUGGCCAACGGAUUCAACUCCGCUACUGAUGGCGUCCGUGCUGAGCCUCUGGUCUUGGUGGUUGCUCCCACCCGUGAGCUCUGCUGUCAGAUCUUCGAUGAGGCCCGUCGCCUCUGCUACCGUUCUAUGCUGCGUCCCUGUGUUGCCUACGGUGGUGGUCCCAUGCGCGAGCAGAUGGAGGAGCUCCGUAAGGGCUGUGACAUCUUGAUUGCCACCCCCGGUCGCCUCAAGGACUAUAUGAGUCGUCCUGAGCUUCUCUCGCUCGGUCGCGUUCGGUUCACCAUCGUCGACGAGGCUGACGAGCUUCUUCAAGAUGACUGGGAGGAGGAGAUGAGCGCCAUCAUGGCUGGUGGGGACACCAACGAGGAUGCUGAUCACCGCUACAUGCUGUUCUCGGCCACCUUCGACAAGACCAUGCGCAAGGUCGCCAAGAAGUGGCUCUCUGGUGACCACGUCCGCAUUCGCAUUGGUCGUUCGGGCUCUACUCACGUCAACGUGAAGCAGAACAUCAUCUGGGUUGAGAACAACGAGAAGCAGAAAGCUCUCUACGACCUUCUCAUCUCUAUGCCUCCUUCCCGCACCUUGGUCUUCGUGCGCUCGAAGAAGACUGCCGACUUCGUUGACGACUUCCUCUUCAACCAGGGUCUGCCAUCCACCUCCAUCCACUCGGAUCGCACCCAGCGCGAACGCGAGGAUGCUCUGCGCUCUUUCCGCUCUGGCAAGUCCCCCAUUCUUGUUGCUACCGGUGUCUCGGCCCGUGGCUUGGAUAUCCGUCAUGUUAUGCAUGUCAUCAACUUCGACAUGCCUCUCAUCGAGCACAAGGGUGAGGACGAGUACAUUCACCGCAUCGGCCGCACUGCACGCAUCGGCAACACCGGUCUCGCGACUUCCUUCUACAACGACCGCGACGAGCCCAUGGCGGACUUCCUGGUCAAGAUCCUUCUGGAGACCAAGCAGCCGAUCCCCGACUUCUUCAAGGACAAGAUCCCCGAGGACCUCAAGGUCGAGUUCGACGACGACUCUGCUGGCGAGUCUGAGGAUGAGGCUGCCGCUGGUGAUGCGCAGGGUGAUAAUUGGGGUGCUGGCGAUGCUGAUGGCUGGUAA